Scylla paramamosain (green mud crab) is the source of this 4539-nucleotide messenger RNA. RefSeq names its product protein singles bar-like. The record is from RefSeq and is a predicted model, not a curated record. The transcript is spliced from 7 exons. Gene Ontology annotation, cellular component: membrane. Lineage: Eukaryota; Metazoa; Arthropoda; Malacostraca; Decapoda; Portunidae. Bases 269 to 895 code for a protein of 208 amino acids.
GAGGUAAAGCAGCUCGUGUAGUCGUACCGCCGCCACAUAGGAGCCAGUCUCACUGAGAUAGGGGUCACGCUAACGCUGCUGCCACUCUACCCUUUCUUCAUUGCCAAUUACAGCCAGUGUGACGCCAGUUAGGCUAUAAGCCUGUCAGCUCGAUGACAUCCGGACAAUACUCCUCCAUCCGUCUCAGUCUUCAUAUUCUCUGUUCUCCAUCACCUCGAUCAUUGUCUUUCCUCUUCUGCAAUCAAGCAGCAGCAGCAGCACCAGCAGGAUGUCCACCCAGGUCACCGUACACCGGAUGGUCACUACCACCACUACCUCCGCCUUCCUUAUCAAUGUGGGCUAUCUUAAGACCUUCCCAGGAAUACUCAAGAUCUUCCAAAUCCUGCUUGGUUGUGUGGUGGUAGGCAUCACGGGUCACUACAUCCACUGGUCCACCCGCUCAGAACAGGUGGUGCCAGAACUGUUCUUCCUGCUCAUAGCUACCACCUGUCUCAUCACAACCUCCCUCCUGCUCUUCUCAUGUCUGUGUUCCAUCGCCACAGCUUCCAUUAUCCCCAAGACGCUCUUCGAGACGCUGUAUCACAUAGCAGCCUUGAUGCUUUACUUCGCCAGUGCUCUUUACCUCCUCAUUUACCUCACCAACAAAACUUAUCGAGAAACCUUCUAUGUGGCCAAGACAGCAGCCAGUGUUGUGUUGUUACACGGUACAUUGUCGUAUCUUCUUGUGUGCGCAUCCAUUAAUCUUCUGAGGGAGGUGGUGGCCAGGAACGAAAAAUAUAAAAUAUACGAAAGAGGCUACAACUCUAAAAUAUUUUCAGGGGCAUUGGGACUAGUGAACUGUGCUCUCUACAUCCUGUCCAGUGUCUACUCUAUCCGCACCUUCCGCAGAGGCUAAGUUCAGUUAUGAAAAGGCUGGAUUUGGCCUCCAGAAGAAAGGAACUAUACACAACUUGAAUGAGAAAGCUGCAAUACACCUAUGAUUAAAGUUAGAAUAAUGAAAAUAUUAUCAAGGUAAAAUAUUAAUAUGUGAGAUUCAUAAAUUCCAAGAUUGAUGCUGGGUUUAUGGGGAGGAACUUGUAUUAUCCACUGAAGGCAAGACUUUGAGAUCUGGCAUGAUGUCAUCUUUGAUACUCUCUUUCACGUCUGUAAAGAAGCUUCACAGUAUUCAGCUACUGAGGAGUCACAUGAAUAAUGCUUUAUGUUGUUGGACUUCUAUUCACAGUAGCUAUUUAAGCUUUUAGAUAUAAUUCUGAACUUUUGAGAUGAGCAGUCUAUGUUGAAAUAUUAUGAAAAAAAUAUAUAAAUAAAUAAAUAAAGCAACACGUAGAACAAUUUAUGAAAAUAUGGAACUAUGUUAGCAUUGCUGGUUCUGAGUUGAAAGUAAGAAGUUUGUCACCAGUGACUAAUAAGAAGACCAGCUAUAAACUUGAAGUAUUUUAUAGAAGACCAGCUAUAAACUUGAAGUAUUUUUCAACACAUUGUAACAUGGGGCACUUUUGAUGGUUAAAGGAAUAAGGCACAAACAUGACUUAUUUAUUAUUAAGAAAACCCAUUUUCCAUUUUGUAAUCAGACACUUAUAUGAUACUUUUGAACUAUAUAGUGUAUAUUUUUCAAAGCCUCAACAAAAUACUUAUUUUUUUACAUAAUCAGAAUUGUAGCUGGUAUUUAACAGAUAACCAAUAGAAACAGUAUUUGGAUAUUUUUUCCUUGUGUGUGUGUGUGUGUGUGUGUGUGUGUGUGUGUGUGUGUGUGUGUGUGUGUGUGUGUGUGUGUGUGUGUGUGUGUAUGAACUAAAACAUCAGCUUUGAAUAUGAUUUUUAUUUGCAUUAGAGACCUGAUUGCUUGUUCCCAUAUAAGUGCCAAGGAUGUGAGUCAUUUAUAUACAUACAUGGCAAUUGCUGCUGAUAUCAGUUACCUACAAAAAAGUAAUAUUUGAAUGAUGAAGUGGCAUAGAUGUAAGGUAGAAUGACUGGAAUGUUUAAUUAGAACCCAAAUGCUAAAUGAAAGUGGAGGUUUUGAAAGAAACAAACUCCAUGUCUUGUCUUGUAAAGCAAAUAAACUGCAGCUUUAUAUAUCUUUAUAUAUCUUUAUAUCUUGUAUGAGCAAAAGACCUUAUCCUCCUGCAAGUACUUUUACUAGCUUGCACUUGCUCUGUGCUAACUACAUGAUAUGUCUAUCUAUAUAUUUAUUUAUAAGUGACACCUGCUCAUAAAAACUCUCUUCAAGGGGAUGGCUGUAGUAGAAGGGUUUCCAUUUAUUCCUGUCUUUGCAUUCCAUCCUUCUAUAAUACUCUAAUCCUCUCAUUGUCCUCUCACCAAUCCAUCCUUCUCAUUCUCCUGUCACCAGUGUUUCUCACCUAUAUCCCAGCAAUCCCAUUCAUUCGGAUACUGUUCUCCUGCACACACCACAAUAGUCAUACUCUAUAUUAAUACUCUCUUAGUCAUCUCACUUUCAGUCAUUCAACCUUCACAGAGCAGUAUGAAAGAAAUCUGUGAUUUAGAUGAGGCAUGUGAUUGUAAAUCUCAAAUAAUAAAGGAGAGAGAGAAAAAAAAUAUUGCUGUACUGUGUGCAUGCAGGAGGUUCACAGGAUUUUGCUCAGAUACAAUGCUUGUAGUCAGCAAGAAUUCAGUGUUGUGCUUUUAACCUGAGAUUUACAGACACAUGAAACCAAGGUCGUGGCAAAAUUUACCUUUUAUAUAAUCGUGUGGCUUUGGUUUUAUGGGUUUUAAAUUAAAAUCUUGAGGUUUGCCAGUUGGUUGUUUGUGGAUUAAUUUUUUGGAAUGUAUUUAAUACUUAAGCACAUAAUAUAUAUUUUCAUGUGUAUGUGUUGUACAUUGCAUUUUUUUGUGUCAAUCAAGUAUGGAGAAUUUUUUUUUUUUUUUUUUUUCUGAAAAAUGCAAGAUAACUUGACCAUUUAAUUACUAUCAUUAAUUUAUGGAUUAAGGAAAUGUAGUUCCCCAAAGCAUACCCACCACCAAAAAAAGUUUAUUAAAGCUUUAUGUCCUUUAUGGGUACAAAGCUUUCAUGAAGUGUUGUCAUUAGUUAAGUUCAGGGUUUAUGUGAUGUAAAUCAUAAUACUAUAUGUGUUAUGUAGUUUGAUUAGGAAAGCUUUGCCAUAUUUUUUGUUACAUCUUACUUUUUUUUUUUAUUUAUUUAUUUAUUUUUAUGCUGCAUCAUUGUUGAAAAUUGUGGCAGAUAUGUGGCUUUCUGUGAAAUGUGAUGAACAGUUUAUUUUGCACUGUUUUACCAUACUGCACUGGAAAUGUGUUUUGGUCAUAAGACAAUGUUCAAAAAUUCCAUCUUGUUCUUCCUGCAAAAAAAAAAAAAAAAAAAAAAAAAAAAAAAAAAAAAAAAAAAAUAUAUAUAUAUAUAUAUAUAUAUAUAUAUAUAUAUAUAUAUAUAUAUAUAUAUAUAUAUAUAUAUAUAUAUAUAUAUAUAUAUAUAUAUUAAUUAUGGACUAUAGUAUUUUACAUAAUUCAGAUGAAAUUAGCAUCAAAGGUGCAUAGUUUUGGUAAAUUGGGAAAGUGAUCCCUACUUCAGUAUGUUAUUCAACAUACAACAUGUAACCAAACAUGUAACCAUGUUGAACAAUGCAUCAUAGCAAUGUUAUGAUUUCCGAAUUCCAUCAGAUAUUUUUUAAGCAAGCACUGAAGGUGAUUCACUCCUUUGUAGGCUUUACAGCAAUGUGUCUCAUUAUCCCGCUUUUUGUUACAUGUAUUGAAAUUUAGAGAAAAUGCAGUAUGUUCAGUGUCUUGUCUUGGGACCACCACAACAACUUUAAAGAGCAAUCACCAGUUUAGCCAGUUUAUUCAGAAAUAAGAUCCUUCAUUGUUUUCAUUUAAAUGGGUCCAGAAGGGUGCAUAGUGUGAUAAACUGUUUAUUAUCAUUUGUUUUAUGGAAAAAAGUGCCUUUGAUUCAGAAAAUAUAUAUUUCAGUAGUAAUAGCAACAAUUGGUAUGCCAUAAAGUGGUGAUAGAAAUGUUUCAUUUCAAUUUGAGGUGUGUAUAAUUGACACAACCAAGGAGAAAGGAUUGGUGUUCAAGUACUUAAUAUAAACCCUGCCAAUAUAUACUAUUAUUAUUAUUAUUAUUAUUAUUAAUAGAGUGUGGUGAUGUGUUAAAAGUUCAUAUUUAUUGAUUUCUUGAAUAUCUUGUUACCAUGUAUAUCUAAAGUUUUGUGUGCUUAGUUGUCUCUGGUUCAUGCAUUAAGCUUCACAUAUAUAUAUAUAUAUAUAUAUAUAUAUAUAUAUAUAUAUAUAUAUAUAUAUAUAUAUAUAUAUAUAUAUAUAUAUAUAUAUAUAUAUAUAUAUAUACAGUCAUACCUCACAAUUCGACCUGGAAUGAAUUAAUUCUUUUUACAUUAAUUUGAAUGGGAUAAAUUGCUUCCCAAUUCAAACAUACCCAAUGCAAACAGCCCAAAAGAACCAAUUAAAUUAGAAUUACAAGGUCUCUCUCUCUCUCUCUCUCUCUCUCUCUCUCUCUCUCUCUCUCUCUCUCUCUCUCUCUCUCUCUCUCUCUCUCUCUCUCUCUCUCUCUCUCU